UUUCUGAAUUUGAAUUUAUUUAUUGUUAAUCUGAUUCAUUGCGUUGGAGUGUGAUUGAUUGUAUGAGGCUAAGAGCAGCAGAUCUAUGAUGGACGCGCACAUUGAGAUUGACAAUAAUGUCUCCUUCAAAGGUCGAAACAAGAAGCUCUCUGAUGACCUCAUCACGCUCUUGCACGGUUCCGAUCCAGUUCGUGUUGAGCUCGCUCGUCUCGAUAAUCAGCUACGAGAGAAAGAUAGAGAGUUAGGGGAGGCUCUUGCGGAAAUUAAGUCAUUGAGGAACUCAGAGCGUCUUAAAGAAAGGGGAGUUGAAGAGCUAGCAGAUGAGCUGAACAAGGUGGAUGAAAAGCUAAAAGCAACUGAAGCUCUUCUGGAAAGUAAGAACCUUGAAAUAAAAAAAAUCAGUGAUGAGAAAAAGGCAGCUCUGGCUGCGCAAUUUGCAGCUGAAGCAACACUUAGAAGGGUCCAUGCUGCUCAGAAAGAUGAUGAAAUGCCUCCAAUUGAAGCCAUUAUCACUCCAUUGGAGGCAGAGCUCAAGCUGGCUAGAAUGGAGGUGGCAAAGUUGCAGGAUGACAAUAGAGCACUAGAUCGGCUGACUAAAUCAAAGGAGGCUGCACUUCUAGAGGCUGAGAGAACUGUUCAGAUUGCUUUGGCCAAAGCAUCCUUGGUUGAUAAUCUGCAAAACAAAAACCAAGAGCUAAUGAAACAGAUUGAUAUAUGCCAGGAGGAGAACAAAAUUCUGGACAAAAUGCAUAGACAAAAGGUUGCUGAAGUUGAAAAGCUAACCCAAACUGUUCGUGAGCUUGAAGAGGCUGUCUUGGCUGGUGGUGCUGCUGCUAAUGCUGUCCGUGAUUACCAGCGGAAAGUGCAAGAGAUGAAUGAAGAGAGGAAAAUUUUGGCGCGGGAAGUAGCUCGUGCUAAAGUUUCUGCAAACAGGGUUGCCACCGUAGUUGCAAAUGACUGGAAAGAUGCUAAUGACAAAGUGAUGCCUGUAAAACAGUGGCUAGAAGAAAGAAAGCUUUUUCAGGGUGAAAUGCAACAACUACGAGAUAAACUGGCUGUAGCUGAGCGUACUGCAAAAGCGGAAGCACAAAUGAAGGAAAAAUAUCAAUUGCGCUUCAAAGUUUUGGAAGAAAGGAUUAAAACGUCUAAUGGUAGUUCCAAAAUCACUACUUCAGAUGGAAGAAACAUGGCUAGUGGGCCUUCACGGCGUCAGUCUUUUGGUGGAGCUGAGAGUCUCUCUGGAUCUUACUCCAAUGGAUAUCUAUCAAAGAAAAGUUCAAGUUCAAAAUCUGGGUCUCUACGAUCAAAUAGUGCUAGUAUGUUAGUAAAGCAUGCUAAACAUUCAUCUAGAUCAUUUGAUGGUGGUAGUAGAUCCCUGGAGAGAGGGAGGCCAUCUUCAGUUGCAAAUGGGCAAGAUAAAAUGCCAAUCAACACUAAUGAUAAGACCACUGAGGCAAUUACUACACACGCUAAGAGUGCAAAUGGUAUUCCAAUUGAAAAAUUCAGAGCAGAAAAUGAAGACAAUGUUUCAGGAAUGCUGUAUGACAUGUUGCAAAAAGAGGUUAUAUCUCUGAGGAAAGCUUGUCAUGAAAAGGAUCGGACCCUUAAUGACAAGGACGAUGCAAUAGAGAUGUUGGCAAAGAAGGUUGAUACUUUGAAUAAAGCUAUGGAAGUUGAAGGCAAAAAAAUGCGUAGGGAAGUAGCAGCCAUGGAAAAAGAGGUUUCUGCUAUGCGGGUUAGCAAGGAGCAUGAUCAUAGGGCACGACGAGCUAGUGCUCCUCGGGGGGCUGUGCAUAGUUCUCAGUCAGUUUCUGCCAGGAGUGCACGUAACUUUUAAACAAAUUCAUUUCGUUGUGAGCGUGAGCUGAAAAAAGGUAUCUCUUUUAAUUCUUCUCCUGUGCUGAAUAGGAUUGAUGAUUUAUAAUUUUUUAUUCUAUGUUCUCCUUUCUCCUGUAUUUUAAGCUGUUUAGCUGUCUCGGCCAGGGGUAGUGUGUAAAGAAGGGACCUUGGUUUUCCCGGA
Messenger RNA from Gastrolobium bilobum, 2020 nucleotides. Its product is annotated as microtubule-associated protein 70-2-like. Gene Ontology annotation, biological process: cytoskeleton organization. The coding region runs from base 86 to 1837 and encodes 583 amino acids. The transcript has 11 exons. Gene Ontology annotation, molecular function: microtubule binding. The record is from RefSeq and is a predicted model, not a curated record. Lineage: Eukaryota; Viridiplantae; Streptophyta; Magnoliopsida; Fabales; Fabaceae.